Molecule: messenger RNA, 3249 nt
Organism: Helobdella robusta
Lineage: Eukaryota; Metazoa; Annelida; Clitellata; Rhynchobdellida; Glossiphoniidae
Exons: 12
Coding region: 1-3249 (1082 amino acids)
Cellular component (GO): neuron projection
Molecular function (GO): protein binding
Source: RefSeq, a predicted model, not a curated record
AUGUCUGGCGCUGCUAUUACGCAAUGGCCUGGUUUAAGUACUGUUUGUCCGAAACUGAAAGACUAUCAUACUAGUACAGGGGCGGGCAAACUUUUUGCUCUGAGGGAAACGCGAUCAAAAAAUGAUAUAGCGCAAAUCACAAGCAUCGAAGGCUCGGACGCCAUCUUGCCCUGUUCCACUUCCGGUCAAGACAAGCCGGAAGUCACGUGGUAUUUCAAUCAUAGGCCUUUAGAUCGCGACCAAAGACACCAAAUAACGUCAGCCGGAUUAUCAAUUAAUUCCGUGAAGUGGAAAGAUAGAGGGACGUACGGAUGUUUUGGGGGCCAAAAAUUAGGAAUGGGACGAAAAUUGGGUUUCGGUAGGGAAAAGAACCGGAUAAAACCGAUUUCCAUUUAUAGAUUAGAGAUUUUGGCCAGCCCAAAAUUUCUCCAACCACCAUCAAUUCCGGAAAAAAUUAUUUUGGGCCACAAACUGACCCUUAGUUGCGAGGGACAAGGCAGUCCAUACAUCCGCUACGAAUGGCUGAAAGAGCAAAAAACCUCAAGCAAAAUUAGGAUGAAAUCGAAACUGAGCGAAAAUAAGAAACAAUACUCCAUAGAAAAAACAAGCAUAGAAGAUGAAGGACGAUAUUACUGUCGUCUGUCCAACCAAUAUGGCAGCAAUGAGAGUUUCGUUGACGUCAAAUUCUUAAUACCCGCGAGUGUCUUCGAACUCGGGCCCUCCGUCACAACAAUUCGAGAGGGUGGGCAACUUAACGUAACCUGUCGAAGUAGGGGUUUUCCUCUGCCCAAAAUACUUUGGAUGGUUUCAAUUGCCAAUGGUGUCAUUUACGAAGGCGCCGAUGCACUGAGAGAUCAAGGCUAUACGAUUACUGACGCAACUGACGCCGCGAUGUCUACUACAGAACGCGUAAGUACGUUGAAAGCGAGGAACGUUAAGAGAAGCCAGGCUGGAAACAUCACGUGUCUCGCUUAUAACGAAGUCGACAAGGCCUCUAAGACAGCUAUCGUUUACAUCGAAUACAAACCGAAGGUAGAAAUCAGCCCUAACGCAACUUACGCCUGGGUGGGGCAAAUAAAAAUCUUGAAAUGUCGUGGAGUGGCCUACCCGAGACCCACGAUCACGUGGUUCAGGGGCCUCUCCACCCCCAUCAAAAACGAAGAUGACGGGAUUUUUAAAUACGAAAGCGAAAGUGAAAGUUUCAACACGGAGAAUAGCUAUUUAACGAUUUCAAUAAAAGAUGAUCUGAAAUGGAUAUACGGAAACUACACGUGCCUAGCUAAAAAUCAUGUAGCCCAUUCAUCCGCAUACACUUCUAUCGUCAGAGCUCAACUACCAGACCAGCCAAGAAACAUAACGAUAAUAGAGGAAACAUCGACAUCAGUUACAUUCUCUGCUAGUCCAGCUGGCGUUGAAAAUAGCAUGCAAAUCACUAACUGGUCUGUAUCUUAUAACGAACAGAAACCCGGGUCGAGACAAUAUUUUCAAUCGUUUCAAACUGGUGAUUCGAUGGUGAUCACUGAUCUGAAACCAUCUACUCAGUACAUUGUUCAUCUGUCUGUGGGUAACAUUGUUGGCUUCAGUACCCCAUUGCAGUUCAGGGUUCAUACGACCAAAGAAAAAUCAAACGAAUCGUCUCUAAAAAUCCAGACGAUGUCACCCCACAAGCAGGACGGCGUUCGGAUGGACGCAAGCGACGCUUACGACCUCUCAUAUGCAGAAAAAAAUUCUUACAAAAUCGACCAAAAAACCGAUUACGAAUCCAAGUACUUGAACAUUCGGAAAUCGAAAAAAAAAUCGAAUGAUGAGAUACCGAACGGUCAGUACACACCUCUGGUGAUUGGAAUCGGCUUAACUUUAACCAUUUUUGCCGGAGGGGCUUUGGCAUGUUUUUUUUACGUCUGGAGGAAUAAAAGACUGAAAAGGCAGCCUACAUCUGAGGAGGAAUUUGUGUCGAAUCGAGUUCAAGUCGCCUCACCCAUUCCACCAAACUCUAUCCUUUUGGUACCAGUCACCAACAUUGACGGCAAUGGCAAGCCUCUGCUAACUGAACAUGACGUUGAAAGUGUUACUACGGAGUUAAUCAACACCAUGCAGCAGCAGCAGCAUCAACAGCAACCACAACAGCCACUAGCCAACAAAUCAUUCAACAGAGCAAAUAGCAUUGAUUCAUUUUCUCCUUAUGGAACUUUCCCGCGCAGAUUGAACUUUUUUGAGAGUGCAACCAACACGCCGACGAACUCAACACCAGCUGGUCCGCUGAGAGCAAAGUUGAAUUUGAGAAAGUUGGAAAUGAUCUCACCAUCGAGCCCUCCUAAACAAGUUUUCAACGUCGGUAACAAUUCGACUGUUCGAAUGUUCGAAGCAUUUCGACCGGUUUCGGUAGAUCCGAUUCGAGAGCACGGCAGCACAAACCGAAACUUACUGCUCAACGCCUGCCAUUCAUUCAACUCCAACAACAGCGACGCGAAUGAGGAUCUCGCUAACCAAACACUCAACAGUGCUUUCAGCUACCCAAACAACAACACCACAAGCAGCAACCAGACGUCCUACGGAGCCAACAAAUUUUGUACACUGACGGCGGUCAGACCUGUUUUCGAAGCCAAGCAGUUGAGGAAACAAGACCACGAAACUGGCGUCGUAAAGUACCCUAACUCUUGUUACACUACACCCAAACGACGGCCAACGGUUAGUAACGGUAGCGUUAGUAAAAAAGAUCAUCCGGAAGGUUGCAACAACAACAACAACAACAAUGAUAAAAUCUGCAAGGAUCAAAUUUUCAAAGUGGAUUACGACGGGUAUCAGAGCGGCGACAAUGUUGACGACGAUAUAGACAGUGUGAGGUAUCUGCCAGCGUUAGCGGGUCAACGUCAUCCAAACAACUGUGAAAAAUUCAAUCGAAACUUUCCACAGAACAACAACAACAACUUUAACAACAACAGCAACAACAACAACUUCAACAACAACAACAGCAACCACAAUAAUAAUAACAAUCGCAAUUAUUUCCAGAUGAAUAACUUUCACGACCUAGGCAUAAAUAAUCUUAGUAAUAAUAACAACGACAAUUUCCCUAUGAGUAGCGAAAACACAAACCUAAGUAAUCAGCUAUUUUAUGAGAGUUGUACUCAAGAUGAUAGUAUAAAUAUUAAUAACAAUACUAACAUUACUCAGGGCGGUAGUAAGAGUAAUCUAGUACCAGAGAAACGAACUUUAGUCAGCUACACUGUACCGUUAAAUAGAUGUAGGUAG